Molecule: messenger RNA, 654 nt
Organism: Aspergillus aculeatus ATCC 16872
Lineage: Eukaryota; Fungi; Ascomycota; Eurotiomycetes; Eurotiales; Aspergillaceae
Exons: 2
Coding region: 68-448 (126 amino acids)
Source: RefSeq, a predicted model, not a curated record
GAAAAUAGUAAGCCUCUCGCACUGACGCAGCUUACCAUAAUCCACCGAACCACAAAGUAACUCAAUCAUGUCUUUCCACAACCUUGGUCUCCGCAUGGGCGGCGUCUCGAGCACUGUAUUCGCCGCCCAGGGCGUGUUCCUUCUAGGAAAUGCAUUUUACUCGAUUCUUUUUCCAUCAUCGGUCGCCCACUUCGAGGGCUCGUCGUUGACCGGAACUCCCGAAGGCGCUGUUCAAUGCAUUGGCCUGACCUCUCUUGCGCUUGGCACAUACUAUCUCAUCUCGACAUACCAGCGCGAUACUCUGAUCAUGGUCUCUUCGAUACCUUCUCGUCUGGUGGCAGCGUGGGUCAUGUAUCGGAAUGGAGGCAAUUGGAGACCAGUUGCGGCCUUUGAAACCUCGAUGGCCGUAUUGGCUGGUGCAGCACUACUUUGGGAUCGGUUUAUGUGAGCUGAGGGUGCAUAGCGGAGACCUUGAACGAGCGUUUGCAGUUACAUUAGUAUGAUAAAUUAAAUGUUUUCGUGAGGAUUCGAAGGGCAUACAGUCUUCCAGGCAAGAAUCCCAUUCACAAGAAUAAAAAGAGAAGAGGAAGGCCCGAAGGCCCUUCACUCUGGGCUAUGUACAUUUAUACCGCCACGAAUGCCUUAGGCAUCUGU